This is a messenger RNA of Grus americana (Whooping crane), 3139 nucleotides long. RefSeq names its product zinc finger protein 148 (gene ZNF148). The coding region runs from base 472 to 2847 and encodes 791 amino acids. The record is from RefSeq and is a predicted model, not a curated record. Lineage: Eukaryota; Metazoa; Chordata; Aves; Gruiformes; Gruidae. Gene Ontology annotation, biological process: regulation of transcription by RNA polymerase II. Gene Ontology annotation, cellular component: nucleus. The transcript is spliced from 7 exons. Gene Ontology annotation, molecular function: DNA-binding transcription factor activity, RNA polymerase II-specific; RNA polymerase II cis-regulatory region sequence-specific DNA binding.
ACCCGGGCCGCCGGCACCGCCCGCCCCGGCCCCGGCGGGAGGCCCAGCCCGGCCCGGCCCGGCUCCCUUCUUCUUCUCCCUCUUCUUCUCCCUCUUCUUCUUCUUCUUCUCCUCCUCCUCCUCCUCGCUUCGCCGCGCCGCCGGCCCGCCGCGCCCGGGCGCCCGCCGGUCCUCCGGGCGUGUUUCCCAUGCUGCACCGCGGCGCGGCGGCGCUCUGGCCGGGCUGUCGCUGUCACCGCCAGGAGGAGGCUGAGGGAAGGCGCCGCUCGCCCCGCCGGAGCAGGAAGAAGCCGCCGCCGCCAACUUCCCUCGGCCUCCCCUCCCCCGCCGCCACCGCCUCCCCUCCCCCGCGCCCCGCCGCCGCCCCGCCAUGCCCGGGGCCGCGGCACGGGCACUCUGAGCCGCCGCCGCCGCGCCCCGGCCCGGCCCGCCUUCUCUUCGCAGCUCUGCGGCCGGUUAUUGCAUUUAAGAAUGAACAUUGAAGACAAGCUGGGAGGAUUAUUUCUUAAAUGUGGUGGCAUAGACCAGAUGCAGUCAUCCAGGUCUAUGGUAGGGAUGGGUGCGGUAUCUGACCAGUCUGGAGUAUCGGGAGAACGGCAAGAGGCAGUGCUUCAAGAUCGGACUAUGGCGCACCAAGAAAUUCUUGCAACAGACGAAGUGUUACAGGAAAGUGAACUUCGACAGCAAGAGAUGAUUUCACAUGAUGAACUCAUGGUCCAUGAGGAGACGGUAAAAAAUGAUGAUGACAUGGAUACGCAAGAUAGACUUCCUCAAGGGCUGCAGUAUGCUGUUAAUGUCCCUAUCAGUGUAAAGCAAGAAAUUACCUUUACUGAUGCAUCUGAACAACAGAAACGAGACAAAAAACAAAUACGAGAGCCAGUAGAUUUGCAGAAAAAGAAGAAAAGAAAACAGCGUUCACCAGCAAAAAUCCUUACAAUAAAUGAGGAUGGAUCACUUGGUCUGAAAACCCACAAAUCUCAUGUUUGUGAGCAUUGCAAUGCUGCCUUUAGAACCAACUACCAUUUACAGAGACAUGUCUUCAUUCAUACAGGUGAAAAACCAUUUCAGUGCAGUCAGUGCGACAUGCGUUUCAUACAGAAGUACCUGCUACAGAGGCAUGAGAAGAUUCAUACUGGUGAGAAGCCAUUUCGUUGUGAUGAAUGUGGUAUGAGGUUUAUUCAGAAAUAUCACAUGGAAAGGCACAAAAGAACUCACAGUGGAGAGAAGCCUUACCAGUGUGAAUAUUGUUUGCAGUAUUUCUCCAGGACUGAUCGUGUGCUGAAACAUAAACGUAUGUGCCAUGAGAACCGCGACAAGAAACCGAACAGAAGUGCCACCAAAGUUGGCUUUUUGCCAUCGGAGGAAGAUUCUGGUUUCUCUACGCCUAUGAAAGACAACUCCUUGCCAAAGAAGAAAAGGCAGAAAACAGAGAAAAUAAAAUCUGUGGAUAAGGAAAGUACAGAUAAAUCAGAACAGAAGAAGGACAAAAAUGACUAUUUGCCUUUGUACUCUUCUAGUACUAAAGUAAAAGAUGAAUAUAUGGUAGCGGAAUACGCUGUGGAGAUGCCACAUUCUUCGGUCAGUGGGACACACUUAGAGGAAGCAAAUUCUGGAGAAAUACACCCACCUAAGCUUGUUCUCAAAAAAGUUAACAGCAAGAGGAGUCUGAAACAGCCACUUGAGCAAAGUCAAACCAUUUCACCUUUAUCCACAUUUGAAGACAACAAGGUUUCAAAGUAUGCCUUUGAUCUUGUGGAUAAGCAAAGUUUACUGGACUCUGAAGGUAAUGCUGACAUUGAUCAAGUUGACACAUUACAGGAAGGGCCCAGUAAACCUGUACACAGCAGCACUAAUUAUGAUGAUGCAAUGCAGUUUUUAAAGAAAAAGAGGUAUCUACAAGCAGCUAGUAAUAACAGUAGAGAAUAUGCCUUGAAUGUAAGUACCAUAGCAUCUCAACCUUCAGUAACACAGGCAGCUGUGGCCAGCGUCAUUGAUGAAACUGCUACAGCCUCAAUAUUAGACACACAGACACUGAAUGUUGAAAUUAAAGGUAACCAUGACAAAAAUGUCAUUCCAGAUGAGGUACUGCAAACUCUGUUAGAUCAUUAUUCACACAAGGCUAAUGGACAACAUGAGAUAUCCUUCAGUGUGGCUGACACUGAGGUGACCUCCAGUAUAUCAAUCAAUUCUUCUGAAGUAUCUGAGGUCACCCAAUCUGAGACAGUUGGAACAAGCUCUCAAGCUUCCUCAUCAGAUAAAGCUAGUAUGUUACAGGAAUAUUCAAAGUUUUUACAACAAGCUUUGGACAGAACUAGCCAAAAUGAUGCCUAUUUGAACAACCCGAGCCUUAAUUUUGUGACUGAUAACCAGACUCUUACAACCCAACCAGCAUUUCCUUCCAUGGAGAAGGUCUACACGUCUAUACCCGUCAAUAGCUUUCGAUCGGGAAUGAACUCUCCAUUAAGAACAACUCCAGACAAGACUCAUUUUGGACUAAUGGUUGGUGAUUCGCAGCACCCUUUUCCCUUUUCAGGUGAUGAGGCAAAUCAUUCUUCUUCCUCCUCUACACAGGACUUCUUGGAUCAAGUAACUUCUCAGAAGAAAGCAGAGGCACAGCCUGUUCAUCAAGCAUAUCAAAUUAGCUCCUUUGAGCAGCCCUUUAGAGCUCAGUACCAUGGGGCAAGAGCUGGAAUAUCAUCUCAGUUUAGCACUGCCAAUGGACAGGUGAACCUUCGGGGACCAGGGACAAGUGCUGAUUUCCCAGAAUUUCCCUUGGUGAAUGUAAAUGAUAGCAGAGCUGGGAUGACUUCUUCACCUGAUGCCACAACGGGCCAGACUUUUGGCUAAGAAAUCUUUGUAAAUAAUACUGGCACUUUAGAACACAUUUGUCAAAAGGGGGUUGCUCUGUGUAAGAUGGAGUUCUGUACAGCUUUUAAGAGCGCUAUGUUAAAACAAAAGUAAGCUGAUAUUAGCAAGACCAAUAACUGCUUCUUUCUUUUUUUUUUCUUUUUUUUUUUUUCCGGUUAGUCACCAGUCAUUGAACUGCCUGAUUUUGGUGCCCCUAUCAAAGGCAGUUUAUUAUUCACUUGUUUGAAUCCAGAAAAUAUUUUCCCUUCUAUGAAAUUUAAAAUAAACAAAA